CAUAUUGCCGACCUGCAGAGAGAAACCGACUUGUCGAGCAGACCGAAAAAUAAAAUCCACUCAUCAAACCAUAUUUAUUUUCCUUAAAGCCUACUGCGACCUUAGGACGAAUUUUGCGUGGCCGCGAUGGACCACACGCGCCAGGACUCGGCGACGGAUGCAGAGGACGUGGACGACCCGGAUGGCCGGCUGUACGAGUAUCUGUUGGACAGCGGUGUGUUGAACGAUGUGCACACGCUGGCCGAGUCCAUCGUCGGCUCGUCCGUGUCGUCGUCUGACGUGGACUGCGGUGACGACGACAACAACAACGAUUCCGACUCCGUCGCCCGGAGAAUCGCUGACCGGUUGCUGGAGCAGAACGCCGACGACGUUGAGCGGGCACUGGACGCGGCGGUGCGCGACGUCCUGCUGGCUACUGGAUCGGCCGCCCGGCUGGUGGACCACCGGUGGCCAGGGCUGGUGGACAUUGGGCCUGGACGGCUGGCGCGCGAUACUACCCGAAGCCUAAACGCUCUCGUCCGAUUGCCUUUCACUUACGACACCUACAUGGGCGCGUACUUCCGGCGGCUUACCGAUGGGCUGUCCCGCGCCGUGUCGGCGGACGUGCAUUUCGGCCUUGCUGUCCGCGUGUACGCCAAGCUCGUGGACAUGGCACCGGACCCGGAGAGCGCGGCCGAAAGUUUCAGUUCACUGUGCGAGGCCACGCACGCACGGUGCCUAUUACGGCACCGCCGUGACUUCAGCAAGACGGUGGCAGCCGUGUCGCUAACGGCCCGGUGCCUGUCUGUGGUCUGUAGGCGGGCCGCUGGCUGUCGCGCGGCCGUCAAGUCGGCCGUCGUUGAGUUCGUGGCCACCAUUGCGGCCGAUCCCGGUGGCCGUGGCCCGUACGCCGUUCUGUGCUGCGCCGAUCCGAUUGCCACGUGGUUUGACACCGUUUCUAAGUACCACUCGUCCCGGUCGGCCUUUUUCCAGUGCCUCGAGGGUGAUCGAAGACUGCUUCGGGCCGUCGUAUCCGGUUUCCACGAGUGGAUCGCCGAACCCGAGAUCCCUCGACGGUCCGACGACGCGGACAUAGCGGCCGUGGUCCGGUACGCCCGAGCGCUGCAUGCCACGCACCUGUUGGCCAAGAUGUUUAGGUACCGCGCCACGAUGGCCAUGUUUCCGGUUAAGGUGUCCAGAACGCUGCGGGUCCACGCGGCCGGUAUAGCGAACCACUGUCUCGGAUUCCUGUCCGCCAAUCGCCGGGGCGUUCCUGCGACGUUGACAAACGGCCUUUGCCUGCUGGUGGCCGCAAUUGCUGCGUUUCAGCCCGAGACGCUUGAAUCCAUCGCGGAAAACGCUUUCGGCUUACGCAUACUGGCCAAGGUCACCGAGCGUUCAGACGCGUUGGCAGCGUGCCACCAGUUGGUGGAUGGAUUGUUCGAGAAAAGGCGCUGGAAGGAUGCCGGCGCCGCGGACGUGGAUUCCCUGACGGCGAUCGCGGCCACGUUGACCCUCGGCAGUCACGACGAGGUCUGGCGGUUGGUAACCAGGAGGAUGUCAUUCCUGGAAAACGCCGCCGCCGGUGACCCUAACCUCGGCCGUCGGCGGACACUCUUGACCAACGUGCGCGGGACGCCGCUUGGUACGUUCACGUACGACAUAUCGCAGCGGAGAGAUGCGACGACGCGCCUGGACGACUUCGAUUGGUCGGAUCCGAGACAGCUUUUAAUGAUGAGCGUCGCCUGCUCCACGGCCGCCGGCCGACGCUGGCUGGGUCAGACGGAUGCGUUCGGUUCACUGGACGGAUUCGUAGCGGCCUGUUCGCACCGAACGGAAGUUUCUCUCGACCCGGACGGUGACCGGAAGUCACUAAACUCGAUCGUCCGAGUCGCCUAUUCCUGUUGCGCGUCGAUCGGAGGGUUAAACGUUGUACUUGACCAUUGGUGUGACGACGACUGUUCGGAGUUUGCAGUAACCGGGAUAAUGACACUCACGGAACUUUACUACGCUUCGCUUCAAAAUUUUGAUGGCCAUCCCAUUCCGAGAGACGUUCUCGUGAUGUUGUGGCUGCGUUUAGUACAAGCCGCCACGCACACGUUCAGCUCACGUGUUUACAUGGACUUAAAACUAAACUAUCAAGAAACAUUAUUAAAACUGUCCACCGAAAGCCGUACGGAAGACGAAAUAGUUUUCGUCGACGAAACAACCGAACUUUUGACAAAAUUACAACGCCCUCUGCUGUCGAGGGACACGCGGUACACUACCGAAUCUACUCCUGGCACUCUGGCCGCAUUUUUGGAAAAUACUAAUCAACAUCAUGGGGGUGUCUGGUUACAGAGGGUUCGCUCCAUAAUAAUCCGUUGCGACCAGAUAACCGGAACUGAGACGAUGGAUUUAAUAGCUUCGGUCGGUCAUCGCCGUUUUGACGGCCAACUCGACCUGAGCGCGUUCGAUCGUAAAUUAAAUCUAACCGAUUUCGAUGUCUCCGGAAUACGAUUGGCGCUGAGGUACGGUUCGAGCGUCGGGUUGGUGGCCGAAGAUCCGGCGGCGUCCUCGGAGCUCGAACAACUGUACAGUCGUGUCGAAAGAAGAGGAUCGCCGGUGCUAUUUGAUUGCAUGACUUGUACGUUGUUUAUGGCUUCGCAAGGAUCGGAAAACGGAUGCAUUGAGGCGUGUGCCGUACUGCUCAGACUCUACGAAACAACGAGAUACGUUUGGCCGCCGGCAUUUGACGAGGACGACGACAGGAGAGCUGCUUUCGGUCAUUUGGUUGAAGGGUUGUUGCAACAAGAGCAACCCGAAGUGUACAACGCGUUUAAGAUGUCCGGCAUCUCGUGGUGGCUUCUUUGCUCCAGCUGGGCGUCCGACUGUUUUUGGGGCCGUCUGAGCUGGUCCGAAAUUUGCCGCUGGCUGUGCCUGAUCGUCAUGUACUCUGUUGACUACCAGGCGUUCUUUUUUGUCUGUCUGGCCGUGGCUCAAAAGCGCCGGUGGUUGGAGGCGUACAACCUGGGUCGGUUUCAUGAUACCGUUUUUCAGGGCGAUUUCUUCGAUUUCCGACUGGCUGACCAUUCCACUUAUCUGGAGGAAUUGGCAAAAAAGCACCAACGCUGCAUAUCGAAAAAACUCACUGCCGAAUUCGAUAUGAAUUAGACGUAUUGUAUGUAAUACCCACAUCCAACUGCAGUUUUCAGGUUUCAAUUCACUUUUGUGCGUCGACAAUUUAUUGGUGCAAUAGAUACACUUAUGGAGUAUAUUAUCACUGUCGAAUGACAGUGAGAAGACAAUCGAAUUAGGUGAACCAGUGCGGUAAAUAAAUAAAUGGUCGGAUCCAUGAUUGGCAUAUUUAUGGGCAAAUAUUGAUCCAACCGCACUCCUGUUCAUACUAUGCAUACAUGGGUUUGGAUCCCAACAAUUUCGACCACGACGUUUGUUAAACCCUGCAGACAGAUCCGUAAACAUUACAACAGUUACCGCAUCGACCUUGAUCCAAACGUUUUAACCGUCGGUUGUACAACAUUAAACACGUGCAGUAAACGUCCGGAUGAUAUUAAUUUAAUAAUAUAUUUAUUAUAUUGUUGCUGUUGGUUAGUAUAAUAAUUUCAAAUAUCUCUUUUGAAAUUGAAUUAUUGUUAUCGAGUUUCGAUUGAAUAUAAUAUGUUCUCUUGCAAGUUUUUUUUACGUCGUCAUCAUAUACAUAUACUUGAUGCAAAUCUCAGAAACCAAUAUAGUUGUAUAAAUGUCCUCACGACGAUAUCGAAUCUGGUUAUUUUUAAAAUAAGCAGAAAUUUAAUACGAGAAAUUGGAAUCAGAAUAAAGAUAUGAACGAAACGAUCGAAAUGUAUAGUUUGAAAGGAUUCGUGCACGUCCUUUGGGCAUACUGUUUCCCCCGAGGUUCAAUAAAAAGGUCAACCGAAGUGAAAAAAAAAAUGUUACUUGUGGAUUCAAAAUUAAAUAAAGGAAUUUAUGAGAAAUAAUUUAAGAGAAAGUCUAUUUUAGACUAAGCAGCUGUUAUGCCACUGUACAUUAAAUCUUGAUCAUGUUUUAUUGUUGUCACAAAUCUAGAAAAAUGUACUAAUGAAAUCUGUUGCAUAACACUCGGCAUUACGCUGAUUGGGUAUGUAUAUAUACAUCAAAUACGUGACGUAAUUUUGAUAAGAAAUUAAUAGCUCACGUAAAGUGUAGUUGUGCUUGCAAAUUAUUGAAAGAAAAAACAAUUCAUGAAAUCCUAAAUGAUGAUAGAUUUCAAUUAGGUACCAUUAUAUUAUGGUUGUGAAAGUUGUGCAUAACUUACAGUUGAUCGCUUAAUUCGACCGUUUUAUUAAUGAGUGGCUAAUUGACGGUCCGGGAAUUCGAUUGAUGAAUAAUACAUAAUUGAAUAGUCAUCAUUGGAGCAGAAAAUAUGUGAAUUCAAUCUAGUUUGAAGAACACAACGCAGUUAAACACUUCGACAUUAUUCUCAAUUUCCCUAUAGCGGACGACUCAAAUAUAAGACAAUAUGGGAAUGUUUAAUAAUAAAAUAAUAUAAAAAUAAAGCUACGUUAUAUUAACUCGUAACGUUAUACAGUUAUAUACAGUUAUAUUUAUAUGUUUUAGUCAAUAUUGUUGCAUUACAGUUUGUAUAAAUUCUUAUAUAGGUAGGUACUUGUUUAGACAUGCUAAUUAUAGGAGAAGAAAACGAACCAGUUUUGGCCCCGAAAUGACGACGGUGCUAUAAUAUUAUAUAAUAAUUGCAAUAAGUAAAUUUGAAUAUUAUAAUAUUAUAAUAUAAGACUUCUGCAGCUGGAAAAUGUUUUCGGAUAACCAUGGGAUCGAGUAAUAUUUUGUCGACUCAGAUUUUUUUUUUUUAAGUCGACGCUGCAAGUAGGUAUCUAAUACACAAUACGAGCAUUUUUUUUGGUUGGGUUCUGUACUCAAAUUGGAUUGCGCAACGUUCUCAAAGGUGAAUCCCCAUCAUUCCUACAUAUCAUUACGUGGUUUGUUGAUGGAAUUCGAGUAUAAUAUAAUAGUCACAAGUCUUUCACGUCAGACCUUUCACGUGCGUCACGAGUGGAAUAACAAUUACGAUUCAACGACGGGAUACUCGGCGGAGUGUCUGUUUUCGUUGAAGAAAUUUCUGACCAUUUCAAUACGGUUGUCAGAUAGACUUGAACUAAAUUUAUAAUAAAUGCUGGUAUAAUAAUUGUUACGGUUGGAAUGAUACAAUUUUUGUAGUGGUGAAGUGACGGGCUACGGGUUUGUUCGAAUUCGAGUUUAACAGGCCCCGUGGUGGUUGAUAUCGAAACGUCUUCGAUAUGGGUAAUAUUUAAUAAUAAUAAUAAUAAAUAUUACUUACUUAUAUGCACUAUAAUAUCAUACAAUAAUGUAAAAAAAAAAAAUGUAUAAUAAAGGUAUAUAUUUUAUAAACAAUACCAUUGAAAAACAAGGUUAGGUUAGUCGGUACGUUAAAGGUAUCGGUCGAAACGGAGUAAAAAAAAAAAAAUCAUAUAAACAUAAUAUAUGAACAUUGCCGAUUCAAUAAAUAUAUUCAAUCAAUUUGUUACUUCAUGGCUUUUGACGGUUCAGUAACUCGUUUGAAUUAUCGGUCUCUUUUGGCACAAUGACCAACUACACACACAUAUCACAUAAUAUAACUAAAGACAUUUACACACAAUAUGCGUCAACAUGAGCACAUACCCUAAGCUAAGACAUCGCGAUCGUUAUUAAACGCAAUAUAGCGAAUUUCGAGUUUACCAUUAAGGUUUAUGUUUUGUAUUCAGCGCCGGUGGCGAGUUCAGAAAGAAAAACGAAAAAGCAAUGCGUAUCUGUAACUAGCAGUUCUCCAAACAUUUGUCCAACCACAGCACCGGUUAUAUAAUAAGUGUAGUGGAAAUAAAAAUAAUAAUGAAUCUACGCGUGACCUCACCGACCUCAUACACACACACACACACACACACACACACACACACACACACACACACACACACACACUCACACAUACAGUAGUUAUGAUCGUUUGAAUUUGUGCUACAUAUAUGAACCGCCGAAUGAUGCGUCAACAAAGAGAUGGUGAUAAUUAUUUGACUCGUUAGGGGUAGAAAACAAUGUAGAAUUGAAGUUUUAUUUUAUUUUUAUUAUCAAUAAACAAUAAUUAGCCAAAGUUGGAGCA
This is a messenger RNA of Myzus persicae (green peach aphid), 6127 nucleotides long. RefSeq lists its product as uncharacterized. NCBI's taxonomy places the organism in Eukaryota, Metazoa, Arthropoda, Insecta, Hemiptera, Aphididae. The record is from RefSeq and is a predicted model, not a curated record. Bases 127 to 3132 code for a protein of 1001 amino acids. The transcript is spliced from 9 exons.